AAAAACCAUGAAAUUCAUUCGCGGCGUUCUUUUCCCUCUCUCAGCCGCAUUUUCGUCUUCCUUCCCAAAUCACAAGCUCCUCACCGCCCCGCCGUUCUGCUCCAGUUCAAUUAUCGCAGCCACCUCCUCUGUACUUUGUUCAUUUUCAUCAUUCAAGGGGUAGCAAAAGAUUGAGGGCAAAGAAAAAACAGUUAACGGCAGAUCUCCUUGUUCUUCUAAUGGGAUGGAGAUCAUUCUCUUACAAUACUCUUUUUUCAUCUCUUAAUAGGGUUGCAAAACCAUAUUGGCAAUGGCAACCUCUCUCACAAAGGUCAACACUAUAUUAUAUUUCAGGUCCAAUUGUACCGCGAAAUUGUUGUAGUAGUGAUUCUCUGCUGAAUUUUCAAGCAUUGAGAUCAUAUGCUCGUGGUGCACGAAAGUCCUAUGAUCUUUUUGGCAGUAGAAGUCCGGGGGAUGACGACUUCAAGAAAACCUGGGCAAAGGAGAUGGAUGAAGACAACACUCUCUGGACAGGAAGCGAGGAUGAAAGCGAUGAAGACAAGGACUCAAAUAGCCGUCUUCAUAAAGAUAUUAGAAAAGCAAGACAGGAAGCUAAGAAACAUGCGGACCUGGUUGAUGCAGAUGACAGUGACGAGUUAAAAAGUGUUUGGUCUGGUAGUGACGAGGAAAAGACACUGUGGACCGGAGAUGAAAUGGACAGUGACGAUGAUGUUCCUACAGAAGCUUACCCAAAUGAAAGAAGUGAUAAGCACUUAGAUAAGAUUUUCGAGUUUGAUGAAAUGCCGAAAUACAGAACCAUCUCUGAGCUUUUGAAAGCCGAACAAGAACCGGAAGAGUUGUCGCCGGGAAAGCAAGCUAGGAAGAUCGCGGUUGAGAAUGCUUUGAAGAAAUUAAAGAAAGGUCCAGAUGGGAGGUAUACUAAUACAUGGGAAGUUAUGAGUGAUUUAGAUAUUCUAAUUGGCGCAUUUGAAAACGUUGUUUCGGGACCCGAGUACGAAGAGCUUAGACAAGGAGGGCCUAAACAGCUAAAUAUUCAGUUUUUUAAGGACAUACAAGCGAGAAUGAGAGAUCCGAAUUACAAAUUCUCGCCUGAGUUAAAAUUGAAACCGAAGAGUAAACUUGUUACUAGAAAGAAAUGGCAAAAGACAGAGUCUAGAAAGAGGAAAGCACAGAGGAGGUAAAGUUUUUUUUUAGACUUGUUGUCUCAAAAUGGAAUCAGAAGUUGGGGCUUGUAAAGUUGGGACUAGUUGUAAUAAGAUCGAGCACAUGUAUUUGAUUAUCCUCAUUAAGCUAUUUAAAAAAUAAUUGACUUUGGAAAUUUAAUUAUACCAUGUU
Vicia villosa (hairy vetch) is the source of this 1335-nucleotide messenger RNA. RefSeq lists its product as uncharacterized. The transcript has 4 exons. NCBI's taxonomy places the organism in Eukaryota, Viridiplantae, Streptophyta, Magnoliopsida, Fabales, Fabaceae. The record is from RefSeq and is a predicted model, not a curated record. The coding region runs from base 219 to 1181 and encodes 320 amino acids.